Trachymyrmex cornetzi is the source of this 3984-nucleotide messenger RNA. It is a transcript of the gene br, whose product is annotated as broad-complex core protein. Lineage: Eukaryota; Metazoa; Arthropoda; Insecta; Hymenoptera; Formicidae. Gene Ontology annotation, cellular component: nucleus. The coding region runs from base 1659 to 3029 and encodes 456 amino acids. Gene Ontology annotation, biological process: regulation of transcription by RNA polymerase II. The record is from RefSeq and is a predicted model, not a curated record. The transcript has 7 exons. Gene Ontology annotation, molecular function: protein binding.
GGUAGUCCCCCGGUGUGUGUCCCAAAGAAGCGGCGAGGAGAGCAGCUGGGUCCUUCGAUCCUCGACGUUCAACCGGCGCGCAAGAUAAUACACGCAGGACAUUCUAACACCGACAAUUGUCAUCGUUUGCGCGCUCUCUCUCCCUCUCUCUCUCUCUCUCUCCUCUUUUUCUCUUUCUCUGUUUUUCUCUUUCUCUCUCUCUCUCUCUCUGUCGCGUAUCGUUCCAAUAAUUCUGCGGCACGUGUUACGUAUUAGAAGGUGUUAAUUAAAUUUUCUUCCUUCGCCAAAUCCCUCGUGUUUCUUCCCCCUUUUCUCACUCUUCGCCAUCACGUUCCUUCUCGCCGUUUUCGAUCGACGAGGAUCGUCGUGUAGUUUGGAAGUUUUGGAAGAAUAAGUUAACCCCCGGCAUAUCGAGAAAAACAGAGAGAGAGAAGAAGAAGAAGUGUGAGUUCUUCAGUUACAUCGAUAUCACGAGGGACAAGGCGGAAAAACAGUGCGCGCCCAUGCGUGUAUCGACGGGAUCGCGAGUACGCGUUACGGUGAUCCAGUUACGCGCGUUCUACACGCGAAGAAGAGGGAAAGGGAGACGAUUUCCUUGAGGAGAGAGAAAACGGUCCUCGGUCACGGUGUGAGUGAUGCUAUCUAUGGUACAUGCGCUACUAAAUCUCGUCUAACGUUUUCCUCAACCGACUCGUGUGUUCCCUGGGGAUCGUAUCUCCGCGCUUAUCCCAAGUGAUCGACGUACCUCCGUGGAUCUGAAGAGGAUCGUGAUCGGGAACGCAAGAAGAGCGCGAGAGGGAAAGUGCGCCACGUCAAUUUGAGAGAGAGUCGCGGGGAAGAAGAAUGAGAAGAUAGCGUGCGAGGAAGAUUUUUUUUCGUUACGCGGUAUCCACGUGUCUUCGAGAUUGUCUUUGACGAUCCAAGGGUGAUGUUUGUGAGGCGAGUGUGAAAAAUCGGAGAAAAUUAGGAUCCAUCGAUUAACGAGGCUCGACAGUGGAACAUGCGAUUGUCUCGUACGUCGUCAUACAAUCGUUAGCGAUCCGUUCGUCCAUCAGAGAUUCUUCCAAUCGAGACGUCGUAGAGACGUACGAUAAUCAGCAGGCAGCGGAUUUGUGAAAAUUGGUGAAGGAAAGCUGGUCGGAAGGAAAGAAACAAGAGAGAGAGAAAAAAAAACGAGAGACACAAGCGCAUCUGUCUCUACUCGGCGACAUUUCUGCACGGCUGGAAGAAAUCGGCGGAAGUUGGAGGAAAGACGUUCCUCCUCCCCGCCCAACGUCCGAUCCGUCAUCUUCGUCGUGUUAGAACGAUAGAAUCACGGGGCUUAGCAGCGACGACAAGGACGCCGGGCAAAGGAGGUCCAACACUUCACUUCUCGUUUGACGAUCAAGACAAACUGCGCGGCGAUAACGAGGGCACCGCCGGGAUUCAGUCAAUUGGUACCGCGCGUCGUCGGUGAAACGAUGAUAUUUAACUGCGACCCGCGUGCUACACAGUGACAGCCGGUGUGGAGGAAAAGGGAAGACCGGAAGACCGUCAGACCGCAGACGGAACCAGAAGUUGGAGGAUGGUGGUUUGAAAUCGACGAGACGACACCGGGAAGGCGACGCACGUGAGAGCGACUCUCUGACAGAUCCCCCACAAGGUGAAUAGACACAACGAUGGUAGAUACACAACAUUUUUGUCUGCGAUGGAACAAUUACCAGAGCAGCAUAACCUCGGCGUUUGAAAAUCUGCGGGACGAUGAGGACUUUGUGGACGUGACGCUGGCCUGCGACGGCAAGAGCCUGAAAGCGCAUCGCGUCGUUCUCUCCGCCUGUAGUCCGUACUUCAGAGAAUUGCUCAAGAGCACACCGUGCAAACACCCAGUGAUAGUGCUCCAGGAUGUAGCAUUCAGCGACUUGCAUGCCUUAGUGGAGUUUAUAUAUCAUGGCGAGGUGAACGUGCAUCAACGUUCUCUCAGUAGUUUUCUGAAGACGGCGGAGGUCCUCAGGGUAUCGGGCCUCACGCAACAGACCGACCAAACCGACAGAGAUGAGCUGUCGCAUGUCCGCGCGUUGGCGUCCGGCGGCGGCAAUCACCUGCCGUUCCACGAGAAGUCGGAGGAGACUUUCCCUCGCGGCGGCGGUGGCGGCUCGCCUACGCCUGUGACCCCGACGCCGACCACCGUGCAGCAGCUACUGCGCCGUGCCCAGAUACGUCGAAACGAGAGACGCACCCCGGACCCGCACGAUGAGUCGGCGAAGAGACCGCGGGUGCCGUCGCCGCCGCUCAACAACAACGACGCCACGCCCACGGACUUCUCGAUGGUCAAGAACAACCACCUGUCGACGAAGGUGGAGGGCAACGGGGUGCACGACGAGAACAGCCUCGUCGAGGAGAAUAUAAAGUGCGAGCCGUUGGAGUUGACCGGCGGUAACGGCGGCGGCAACGCCGGCAACGAGGACUCGUCGGAUUCCGGCGCCGCGGCGUCGGACCGGCCGCCCGCGUCCGCGAGCAGCAACGAGCACGAGCCCGAACCGGAGCACACGUCCGCGCAGAACUUCCUGCCGGAGAGCAAGCUCUUCACCUCGACACCCGGCAGCUUCAACUUUAGUAUGGCGGCGCUCACCACCGAUCACACGCCGUUGUCAGUGAAAUUUCCAGGGUUGGGCCAUGGCUUGCAGACGCCGGAUCUAGCGGGCACUUCGCAAGGUCUGUUGGCCGGCAGCGGCGCGAGCGAUGAGUUUCGAUGCGAGCCGUGCAACAAAAACCUGACCUCCCUAACGCGGUUGAAGCGGCACAUACAGAACGUGCACACCAGGCCCAGCAAGGAACCGAUCUGUAACAUCUGCAAGCGGGUUUACUCCAGUCUAAACAGUCUGCGCAACCACAAGAGCAUCUACCACCGACAGCACAACAAAAACGAGCAGCAGAGAAAGGAAGUAGCGCAGGCCCGCGAAUGGCAGAGAGACCAGAGAGAGCACACCGACAGAAAUUACUCUGCGCAGCAACAGCAACACCAGACUCAACAACAUCCGCGAAUGGGAUGAGAUUGCUCGCCGUUUGUUCCCCUCGCUUUCUCUCUCUCUACCUCUGUCAUGAAUUUUUUCAUCAAGAGGGUGUACCGAAUGUUCAUGCGAAACAAACGUAUAUGUUGCCGUUAUCGAUACGGAUUACGAUCCGGCGCGAUUCGAAAUUUGGAAAUUGACGCCGCGGCGAUUGAAAUAGGUUAUUUCUCGCCGUACAGCGGAAUAUGUAAGUCGACGAAUUCGAAAUAUAAAAAUCUCGGUUCUCUCCGUUUGUUACACCGUAUUCGAGCGACACUGGCAAAAAGACAGGCAGUGCAAAGUGCAAAACAAAGUCGAUCGAUCAUACAAUUAUACUUUGUGCGACUUAAUGUGAUCUAUUAUAGUAUAACAUCAAUCAACUUAUCGCAAACUAACGCGGAGAAAUUACGAAUGAGUUGAAUUACUUGAAUCGGUAUCGCGUUGAUGAAGCGAAUUUAAUCGAUUUCUAUUGCGAACGUAUGUCGGAUAGCUUUCUACCACCGUCUGAGGGAUGCACUCGCGAUAAAGUAGUCGUCGUCUGUAUAGAGUCUUCGUUUAUGACGAUGGGUUAAAUGUUAAAUGCAGGUCGGAUGAACGACGUCUUGAAAUAAAAUGCGUAACCGGAAAGGUGAUGAUGUGUCGCUUCGAGCACACGAGCGACCACGCGCACAAAGCUGCAUUGAUAUUUUUUAUGAAAAAUAAGAAUCAUCUGUAAAUAGCGUUGCAAAAUGAGCGAAGGGCCGAUGGUCCGUGUGUAUUAGAAUCUGAACGAUUACUUAUGUGAUAGGCAUAAAUCCUUCGAUUUUCGACAAGGGCUACGCGAUUUGUUGUUAUUUUUAUAUAUUAUUUAUGUGAUAAACACACACGAUAAUUGCAGACAAAUUUUGUUUUUCUUUUUUUUUUUUUAUUUUUUUCGUUUAGCGUCCUAUGUGGCGAUAUAAAGAAAGGUGCGGUACAA